GAAGUCGAUUUCAUUCCGAGCCAAGAUGGAAGAGAUGUCACUUCGCGAUUAGUGGUGGACCGAGUUAAAAAUGAUGGAAAACUAGUGCUUUUUGGGACCGCAGCCGGUUUCAGCAGUACUUAUUCGAGUGUUCCCCGCAAGGUUUCCCGGAACCAUUGCCCCAAGUGUUGGAAAGUGUCCAGUGCGAAGCGAAAAGUGCAUCGGAAGAAAUGAUUUUUCCCAGUGUUUGAAAAAUUAUACAGUGUGCAGAAUAUUCCACGAUUAUUCCGUAUUUUGCGAGUGUUGGCCGAAGGCGAGGAUUCCAUUUUUUCCUUUCUCGACAUAUAAAAAACUGCCUGUGUGGUGGAGAAGAAGGGUGAGAAGGUGUGCGAUUGGGUUGCUUUGAUGUAUUGUGUUUUUCCACGGCUACAGCAGUGUUGGUGCGAUAUUCGAAACGCUUCACGGCAAAAAUCGCGAAUCAAAAAGGAGUUUUUUUGUUACUCUCGUAUCUCUCCAUCUUCUGUGAUUGGAAGUGUGAAAGGGUAGUUGAGUGGAAAAAAAGGGUGAAGUGCACGGCAAGCGCAGGAAGCGAAGAAGGUGAAGAAGACGUUCGGUGGGUGUGAAGAGCAAGAGAGUGGUGGGAGUGGGAGGAAGAGGACGCAGCGGCAGCAGUUUGGACGGGUUUGUGGCCGUGGUGGUGGUCGUGGCGGUCUGCCCGGUUGUCUUCAGCAGCUUCGCACCACCGAAACUACUACCCUGCUUGGACUCUGUCGGGGCAGUAGACGGCUGAUUUUCGGUUUUUUUUGUCCGCUGUCUUGUGGCUGGCUGGUGCCUACCAUAACUGACCGACUGACUGCCAAAAAACCAGUAGCUACAAGCGAAGAUACGGCAGACGAGGCAGCAUCAGCAACAGUAGCUACCAGAGACCUGUGUUGGAUCGCGGAUUUGACAUCGAACGAUCACUGGCUCAAUUACAAUGUGUGGAUAUGAUCGGCUGAGGGAGAAGUAGCAGUGAACUGCAGUAUGCAAACUGAAACGCAAAAUUGAAACAUGGACGGCAAGGAACGACGAAGGUGUUACAUUUCCUCUCAUAGAUGUGCCUUAGGAAUUUCAAGUGCGAACUGUCAGAGCGCUGAAUGAAGAAGCACCCAGCUGGCGGACUUUCAUCGGCUCCGUGUCCAAACGUCGACUUGUUCGAGAGCAUCCGAGAGAUAAACCGCAUGGAAGAGCAGAGGCAAGAUUGAGGAACCGAAGUGUGUGACACAUAGGAACGCGAGAAGCUUAUAUACCUAGCUUAUAAACGUACACACCCCCUCGUUCGCAGAUGGAAGAAACCACGGUGUAAUAACUUCUUUUUUUUUUCGUCGGUUCCAUUUCGCAUUUCGUACACGCAAGAAGCAAUUGUCAGCGCUGUUUGUAGUAGAGAAGAUUACCGCAUCUAAUUGUGUGUCGCUGAUAAUCAAUCACAACGCAUCUCUCUCUGGCGAAGGGACAACCUGAUGCACACUUACGAAUACUUAGCCCUUAUUCUUAGAUUUUUACCCUCUGAAUGUGAUUACAAUAGGGGCGACACCCAACGAGUUGAUUAGGAACCUUAGAAAUUAGCAAUUUAAACAUUUGAUAACCGAGCGCAUCUCCGGUAGCUCUGCAUCACUUGUCCGUUGUCGUAGUCUUCCCCCCCUUCUAUGCUUGGUGUUGAAGACGGCUAUAAGGCUGAUAAGUUUGACUAAGCUGUUCGCGACGAGACUUGUGUAUUAGUAGUACCCAAUCAGCAGCUUAGUAGAGUAUAGCCGCACUACGACCAAGCCAUAAUCGGUGUUCGGUGGUCGGAGGCUAGGCGGGGUAGAUAGCUGGUUCCAUACAAUAAUGGACAGCGGCGUCGAGGACGGCAUUGUGAUCUACCGAGCGACCGUCAGCUACACUUCCGCCAAUGCCGAUGAGCUUAGCUACCAGAAGGAGGACAUCCUUGAGGUGUACGUCCCGAAAACGUCGACCGGCGGUGGUUCGUCGGCGGCCAGCACUACUGGUGGAUGGUACAAAGCGGUCAACACGCGCACCAAGAAGAAUGGCUACGUGCAAUUACAAAACCUUCAGCGCUGCAACGAGAUUAGUAGCAGCGGUAACAGCAUCAGCAUGACAACCCCAUCCUCCUCCCACUACAUACCAGUGGCCGGUCUGGCUGGGGACAACAAUGUCGUAGCCAACAUCAGCAGCAGUAACAGUAGUAGUAUAGGUACCACAAUCAACAACAGCAGCAGUAGUGAGUUGUGCAACAACAACAAUGGCAAUACAACGAUAUCGGUCGCUACGACCAUGGAGUCCACGAUGGCCAAACUUACGAUUACCAAUUCCUCCAAGGAUGUCGGUGGAACCGGCAGCGGGACGUCCGAAGAUAUCUACGUGUCGUGUGUGAAUCCCACCAGCGGAGCGGGCUUGGUUAAUAAAGUGGAUGAAUUAAGUAGUAAAAGCAUUAACAAAUACCACACGACAGUACCUGUUUAUUUUGUAACUCCUAUUAUCUGUUUACUUUGUCGGGACUACAUCUGGGGGCUCGGACUGCAAGGACGACAGUGUAGACAGUGUUGGUCGUGUUUCCACAUCAAGUGCUUACCGCUAGCCGUUCACGAUAUGUGCCAAAGAAGUUUGCCCGACGUUUAUCCGAUGAUGCCGGCCAUCCACGGUACCGACAAGUCAAUUAACGAGUGGACGUCAGUGAACGUUUUGGAGUGGAUGGCGGCAAACAACCUGUACACCUACGCUGACGUAUUCAAAGCGAAAGAUAUAAAAGGCUGUGAUUUAUCAAACUUGGAUCGUGAUAAACUAGGACAAAUGGGUAUUAAAAAUGAAUUCCAUCAGCAAACUAUCCUUGCGUCCAUAAAGGAUUUGCUGACGAGUGCGGAGAAGCCAAUCCAAAGCGGUGGAACGAUGCGGACCAUCAGCGGCGGAAGCGGAAUCGUGCUGAAGAUAGCCGGUGAGGACAGCGGCCUCGGCAGCACCGAUCCGGCGGCGACAGGCGGCAAGCACUCGCACGACCUGGUGAACCAUUCGUUCUUGAAGCUGGUUAAAUGUGAUAAGUGUCAGCAGUACUUGCGCGGGCUGAUACAUCAGGGAUUGCUUUGCAAGCAGUGUAAUCUCAUCGUCCACCGGCAGUGUUCGGUCACGGGACUUAUGCCAUGUACGGCAACAACCGGGGUGGACACCGGCGGCAGUCGGACGCCAACGACUACUGUACUGGCCACGACGAACAGGGCCCAGCCGGUGUUCGGGGUCGGUCUGUGCCAUCAGUUCAACGUGGACCAACUGCCGGCACCCCAGAUUGUAAUAAUACUCUGCAAUGAGCUCGAGCAGAAGGCCCUGUGCGACGACAACCUAGAUCUGUACAAACUCUACCGGACGACGCCGUCCAGCUACGACGAGGUGAACAAACUGCGCGACUCGCUCAACGAGAAUCUGAUCAACACCGAUCUCAGCAACUACUCGCCCGAGUGCGUGGCCACGGUGCUGAAGAAGUUUCUGCGCGAGCUGCCCGACCCGAUCAUUCCGGUUCUGUUCUACGACAAGUUUAUAGAGGCCUCAAAAAUAACCAGCGAAGCGGUGGCCGCCGAGCAGCUGCGACUACUCAUCCACGAGCUGCCGGUUCACCACGUCAACACGCUCAAACACAUCAUGGUCCAUCUGAUACGAAUCUGUCGAAUGCAGUGCCAGCGGGGGAUUGAUAGUCAACCGACGAUACUGAUACAAGUCUGGUGCCAUAUUCUGUUACGUCCUCGCUGGGAGAAAAUUGUUCAAAUCGUGUAUAACACGGAAAACCACCUGCGGAUAAUGGAGUUGCUGUUCUACAAGCUGGAUUGGAACGAGAAGCUGCCGGAAUUCGCAUCGGCCCCAGCAGUGCCUCCGCGGAAGAUUUCCCGUAGUACGGCUUCGCUCCAACAGCAGCAACAGCCACAAUCAUCGCAACAACAACCCUUUCUGCAACCAAUUCCUGGUUCUUCGACCUCUGCUGCUGCCUAUCAGUCGUCCUCGUCGUCGUCUGGUAGUCUGAGGAAGCAGCCAACCAUCACUUCUCCGGCAGCUGUGAUACCGUCGACCCUGAUGGUGGGGCCGAUCUACGAUACCGGCAGCAGUGGUUAUGGCAGUUGUGGUUCCGGGUCCACCGCUGGCGAUGCCCGGGGGACGGCCAUGUUCCGAAUGGUGGGCGAUGCCGACACGCCAGCCGAUCUACGGGCAGCCGAAUGGUACUGGGGCAACAUCAACCGGGACGAGGUCAAAGAAAAGAUGACCGAUGUUCCGGAUGGGUCUUUCUUGGUGCGAGAUGCGUCUAGUGGGAACGGGGAGUAUACGCUCACGCUGAAGAAGGACGGUGCCGAUCGAGUGAUCAAGAUCUUCCACACCCAAGACAAGUACGGUUUCACGAGAGACGGUAGCCACAACAGUGUGGUGGACUUGAUCAACUUCUACCGGAACGUGUCGCUAAAAGAGUACAACACAAUCCUGGACAUCAAACUGAUGUAUCCGAUCUCGCGGUUCGAAGACGAUACCUACAUAAGCAGCACAGGGGACGAUACUCCUCGGUUAGCGCAGAAGUUCAUCGAGAUAUCGCAAAUGUUGAACGAUAAGCUACACGAGCGGGAGCGACUCCAGGAGGAUCUGAACAUGUCCAAGAACCAGGUCGAUUUGAAGAAGCAGGCCCAAGAAGCGUUCAUCGAAGCGGAAAAGCUUUUCCAAGACCAGCUAGCGAUACAGGCCAAGUUUGUAAGCGAGGCGCAGCCUCACGAGAAGCAAGGCAUCAGCACCAACAACAAGUUAAUUCGGGAUCGGAUGCAGGAGCUGAACCAGUGCCGGGAUCAGCUGCAAGAAGACAUGAAGAUCGAGAAAACUCGAAUCUGGCAACUGGAGCGAGAUAUUAACAAGCUCAAUCCGAACAUCAUGUCGCUGAGCAAAGAGAAAACCAGUUACAUCGAGGAACUGAAGCGCCAGGGAAUCAGCGAGAGUCAAAUCAAGCAGAUGGAGACGGACGGGUACUUCUCGCACAGUCACGGCAGCCAGGAGAUGCCGCACAACGACGAAUCGACCUGGCUGGUGCCAACAUUCAACCGAACCGAUGCCGAGAAGGAGCUGGCAUCGAAACCCAAUGGAACGUUCGUGAUACGGCCGGGAAGCGGAGGCCCCUAUGCUCUCUCCAUCAAGUGCAACGAUACGGUCAAUCACUGUAUCAUCCAGCAGACGGAUCGGGGCUACGGUUUUGCGGAACCGUACAACAUCUACGAUUCGCUCAAGUCGCUGGUCCUGCACUACGCCACAAACUCGCUGGAGGAACACAACGACACGCUGCAGACGACGCUGAAGUACCCGCUGUUGGCCCCCACCCGGCAGCAGUCUACCUAGGUCGGUCCAAGGAAGGUAAAAAUUUCCAGUCCAGGUUUUCGUUGACGAAAAACGAAUGCGGGAGAGUUGUUACUUUCUUAUAUAUGUUUUGGAAUGCAUUCGCGCCAAAUCGGUAGAAUCGUUUUAAUUUCCUUUUUAACGUAGAUGUUUAUUCCACUGUUGGGUAACGCAGUUUAGCAAUCUUUUACAGCUCUGUAGCUAGGAAGUUAUGAAAUACACAAACAUAGUUAUGGUUUUGAUUUGAAGAAUGCGAACAAGAUUCGGGAUGCGGACUGCGAUUGUGGAUAUUCUUAAGGUGAGAUCGGUAAUUGAGUUCCCAAUGUCGAUGGAGGAUAUCGGUCGGUUUUAAAGUGGUGCGUCGCUCUUUCACAAUCACACAUUUUGGCUACACAUUGCAAAAUUUACUCCGUUUGAAUUUUGAAAAGCAACUUGCUCUGCUAAACCAUGUCACUUAUCGUCGUCGUCAUGUUGUUUUCGUUGUUAAUUUAACUACUUCUUUAUCUACUAGUGAUUGUACAUAUCAAAAAUGUUAGCUUUUGCGUACGGCGUCGAACUUUUGCGCGUACAAAAUUAGGUAGGUUUAACUGGAGCGAUCGGGAUUUCUCAGUGAUCUCUUAUGUUAAGGGAUUGCACGUUCAGUCCAAGAUAGCCAAACUCGCUGAAUAUAAAUUUAAAAGAUGGACGUGUGUUGCUUUUCAAGCGUGUUCGUUUCAGAAGCUCUCCUCGGGAACUUUGUUGAACUGAGGAACCAGGAGAGUUGGAUGGCAAGAAGUACAUUCCACUCACUGUCGGCACGUGGCCUUUUUUUUUAGGUUGCCGCUGUCAGAAAAUGCAAUUUGCACAUUCAGGUGCCGUUGUAUUUCGGAUAUGUCAGACUAGAAUGUUUUUCGGUGCGAUUUAAACGAGGGUUCUUCGGUCGGGAGCAAGCGGAAGGGGAAAAUCUACUCGGAGGCUGGAUUGGUGCUUUUUUAUCCUCUCGGGGGAAUUAAUUGAGAAAUACCCUCUGGGGGUACUUUUGGUUUAACUCCCAGAAGGGAGCUAUUCUUAACGAAACGUGAUGUGAUGUUAUUUCUAGCUCCUUUGCUAUCUUCGUUGGGAAGACAAACCUGUACUUUUCAUGAAGUUCUGGAUAUAUAGUGUUAUCUGAAAUAUCCUCUUACAGUCGACUAAGCUAACGGAAUUUUGUUGUGGCAUUUACUCUAAAAAUCCACUAAUUCAGUAUUUUGCAUUGGCCAAAAAUGAAUAAGAGUAACUUUUGAGCUUUUAGAAAAUCUCCCAUCGGGGAAGUUUAAAAAUACCCUCUGGGGGAACAUUUAGUUUGACCCCCAGAAAGGAAUCAUUCUUCUUAAACCUCUCUUUCGCAUGGUAGCACAGGUGAUCCACCGAUUUUCGACAAACGCUAGCUAAACCGAAAUGGUUCGAUUAGCUCAAUAAUGAUUGGAAUAAAUUUAUGUGCUCAUUUGUCUCAUCAAACUUCGAAAUUAGUGACCUAAUGAUCAAACUAUGAAUAACAAUCCAAUCUUUUUAUAGUGAUUUUGAAUAAUUUAGCUUAUUUGCAAUAAUUUUUUUUUUAGAUACGCCAUUUUGUCGGAAAAAGCUGUGGGCAAGAAAGGGUUAAUAAAAUGAGAGACAAAGUGAUACAAUGAGAUUUUUCAAGCACUUCACUCAUCCUCGUUUGUAUACUAAACUUAUAUUUGCCAUGCAAGUUAAGAAGUUUACAGGAAUUUUGACGAAAGAGGUCUCUGAAGUCUUUAUUUGUUUCAAUCAAAAUGGUCUCUAAAGUCUCUUUUUGCAUAUCUUGCUUGCAGUGAAGUCUGAUGCAAAAUAAUGUAGGCUCUAGGGAAACCUUCAGAGACUGUUACGAGACUUUUCAGCUAAUUCUUUAAAAUUUUUGUCCCAGAUUUCUCGAGGAAAAGCUUCCGGAAUCAUCCAUGUGGUUUCUCUAGAGAUUUCAUCUGGAAUACUUCCAGGAAUUCCUACCAGGAUCUCCCCAGAAAUUCUUCCAGAGAAAAAUUCUCUUAGAUAUUCUCCCAGCGAUUGUUCGAAGAAUGUCUUGAAUAAUUUGGUCAGAAUUUGCUCCAGGAACCACUGGCUUAGGACUUCCUCUAGAUAUUUUUCCAUUAAUCCUUCAAACGAAUUUUCCAGUUGUUACUCUAGAAGAUCUCAAGCGUGUGCUGGAAUAUGGGCGUAAGUCGCAUGAUCGGUUUCAUAGAUCCUAUGUUCUGUGAACAAAGGUGAUAAGAUGCAAGCUUGUCAGCAUUUUUUCACUUCAGACCGCUUGGCAGCGUUGCAAUGUUGCGUCCUGAGAUGAAAAAAUGCUGACAAACUUGCAUCUUGACAUCUUCAUUCGCAGAAAAGAGGAUCGAUGAAGAGAAAUCGAUCAUGCGACUUACGCCUUUAUUUCGGCACACGCUUGAUCUUUUUACCGGAUUAUUUCCAAGAAAAACUGCGACAUUUCAUCCACGGUAACUCCGAAGAAUUUCUUCAAAAUAUCCUCGACUGGUUAUUCGAGAAAAUCUAUCAAGAACUUUUCAAAGAAAACUUCAAACUAGACCCUGUGUUUUAUCAUGGUUUUUUUUCUAGAAAUUUCUCCAGAAUUUCAUCGAAGAAUGCAGUUCUUCCAAACAUUUUAAUAAAUUCCCACGGAUCUUACAAAAGUUAUAAAAUUUUAAGGUUGCAUCUAAUUAACACUGCAGAAUUUUUACAAAAUAUCCUACACAUUUUUUUCUUCCUCAAGAGCCUAUGAGUUUUUCUAGUAACCGUUAUUCAUCAUGGGUGACUUGAAAACUCAUACAAGUUUCAUCAGAGAUUACUUUAAAGUUUGCUUUAGAAAUACUUCAUGGACUUUUAUGCACAUUUUUUCAAAUUUCUGCAAAAUUAGAUGCACAAUUUCCAUAGAAAAAUUCCUGGAAGAAUACUUGAACAAAUCUUUAAAGACGUCCUUGAGAAAUCUCAAAGAAUUACUGUAGGAAUUCCCAAAGAAAUUGGAGAAAUUCCUGGAGAACCAUUCUUCAUAACGAAAUGAGGAAAAGUCGAUUACAGGGAGAUAUUUCUUUGUACAAAUUGCAAUGAAAAAGCUCAGGCUCUUCAAAAGAAUUUUAUCCUCCUGGAGGAAUAUCAAAUACCCUCAGGGGGAGUAUAGAAACCAACAGUACCCCCAGAGGGAAUUUCUUAACGAACCUCAGAAUCAUUCUCCAUAACAAAAUGAGAAAAAAAAAACGAUUGCAAUGAAAUAUUUCUUUGUAAAAAUUGCAAUGAAAAAGCUCAAGCUUUUCGAAAGAAUUUUAUCCUCCUGGAGGAAUAUCGAAAUACUCUCUGGGGGAAUUAGAAACCAAAAGUUCCCCCAGAAACCCAGAACCAUUCUUCAUAACGAAAUGAGAAAAAGUCGAUUACAAUGAGACACAAAUUGUAAUGAACAAAUUCAGGUUCUUAUGAAUUUUAUCCUCCUGGAGGAAUAUAGCAGUACUAUUUGGGGGAUAUAGAAUCCAACAGUUCCCCCAGAAGUAUCUUCUUAACGAGCCCCAGAACCAUUCUUCAUAAUGAAAUGAGAAAAAGUCGAUUACAAUGAGAUAUUUCUUUGCACAAAUUGCAAUGAAAAAGGUCGGCUCCUAAACAUAAUUUUAUCCUCCUGGAGGAAUAUAGAAAUACCCUCUGGGGGUAUAUAGAAACCAACAGUUCUCAUAGAGGGACUAUCGUAACGGAAUCCUAAACUAUUCUUCAUAACGAAAUGAGAAAAAGUCGAUUACAUUGAGAUAUUGCUUUGUACAAAUUGCAAUGAAAGAGCUCAGGCUCUUAUGAAGAAUUCCUGGAGGAAUAUAGAAAUAGCCUCGAGAGGAAUAUGGAAACCAACAGCUCCCCCAGAGGGAACUGCUUAACGAACCCCGGAACCAAUCUUCAUAACGAAAUGAGAAGUCGAUUACAGUGAGAUAUUUCUUUGUACAAAUUGCAAUGAAAAAGCUCAGGCUCUCCAAAAAAUUUGUAUCGUCCUUGAAGAAUAUAUUAAUACCCUCUGGGGGAGAUAGUUCCCCAGAGGGAAUUUCUUAGAGAAAACCCGAGCCAUUCUUCAUAACGAAAUGAGAAAAAUUUGAUUACAAUGAGAUUUUUAUUUGUUAAGAUGAUGAAACCUGGAUCCGCCGUGCAAGUCAGGUGGAUAAUUUCAAACUAGUAUUGUGUACUAGAGAUUGUACUUUCUUAUGCAUUUCAUUUGUCUUGGCAUAUUCUACGAGUGAAGGAAGGUUCGACUACGAUGAACGUGUAUGAGUUGAGUUUUCUUGCUUUGCAUUGGAAGUCCGUUGUAUCCCAAUGCUCCUCUCAUAGAGUAAUUCCAUUUCUAAUCAGCAAUCCCAAUCCAAAUUCAUUGCUGUAUGUUUUAGAUUCUCAACUAAAAUGUACUUUCGAAUUUUGGAACGUAGUGAGACAUGUCUCCCACUUCAGUGGUAGGCUAUGUUCUUCUAUUUUCAGUUAGGUAGAAAGAAGCGAAUUUGUCGUGAAAGUUUUAGCUGGUGAUUGAGAUUCUUAAAGAAUUUUGUUUAUACAUUAUGUAGGAAUGAAAACCAUGCCAGGAUUUUGAGGGAACUGUACCCUAAAUUCUGUGCAACAAUAUUCCAAUUUCGCGUAACAAAUGAACAAAUUAACUUGGGAAAGGUGAAUCUACAGAAAUAAGGUGAGACAAAUAAGGUCUCAUGGUGAGUAUUCACAUCUCGUUACCUGAAAUUGAAGACCUAGAUAUCUUCUCGUAGAUCAUCUUCGGAUAAGUGAGAAAACUCGAAUGAGUGAACCCACAUGUGAUAUGUGCAGCGAGUUUACUUCACUUAAUGAAUUCAGGUAAGACUUCUCAGUCUCUCCUGGAACCGAAAAAAACUUGGCUCAAAUGAGGUGAGUUUUAUGAAAUGAAUCGAACUCAUAAACUCAUAAAUCAUAAUACGAGUUAACAGUGAGAAAACUCAACUCCAAUCAGAUGUUUGUCAUAUUAAUUACUUGAAGAUUCAUCUCGUUCGAGUCGAUUUUUCUUCCGUGAUAUGAGAUCGACAUAUCUCACAUCGACACUCGCGUAGAAUAAAGCCAAAAUCCAGCUCAAAAUCAAACGAGUAGAGAUUUCUCACUUCUCAUCAUUCGAGGUGAAGAAAUUGAAUCACGAAUCAGCAAUCACAAUCCAAAUUCAUUGCUGUAGUCGUCUCUCAAGAAAAUUUCGGAAUACCCUCUGGGGUAACUGUUGGUUUAACACAAUAGGAAAUGCAUUGUUUUCAACGAAGUGAGAAAAAAUUGAGUACAGUGAGAUAUAUCUCUCAUUUAUAGGUAGGCUAAGUUUUUCUAACUCCGUUGUUCGAAAAAAACUGAACUGGAUUUGCCGUGAGAGACUCAGUUUGUGAUUCCUGUUUGAAAUUCUAGUAGAAUUAUGUCGACGCAUUCUGUGAGAAUUCAGCUCAAGCUUUCAUCAAAAUCUUGUCCAGGAUUUUGUGGGAGUCCUACCGUAAAUUCUGUGCACAAAUGAGCUAAUCAACUCAGGAAAUGUGAGUCUUCAGAAUUAAGGUGAGGUAUCAGCCUCAUAGUGACUGUUCACAUCUCGUUAUAUGAAAUUCCUCUUGUAUAAUUGUGCUUAUUCUGCGCGGCGUGUGAGUCGAGACGAGUCGCUCUUACCUCGAGUGACGUGAGACGGCUAAUGUAAAUCAGAAUAAACACAAAUAACUUCAUUCGUUUUACAAGCUUCUCAAGUCGACCUUUCUCACUUCAUCAUGUGAGACCUAGACCUCGUAAAUUUGAAUCAGAUGAGUGAGAAAACUCGAAUGAGUGGACCCACAUGUGAUGUGUGCAGCGAAUUUACUUCGAUUAACGAUUUUAGGCGACACUUCUCAGUCUCUCACAGUGAAGUGAAAAAACUUGACUCAAAUGAGAUGAGUUUUAAGCAAUGAAUCGAACUCACAAUACGAGUUAGGUGAGACAUCUUGACAGGGGGAAAACUCAACUCGAAUCAGAUGUUUUCCAUAUGAAUCACAUGAAGAUUCAUCUCGUUCCGGUCGAUUUUUCUUCCGUGGUGUGAGACCGACAUCUCUUAUAUCAUAGAAUGAAGCCAAAAUAUAAUAAGUAGAGACUUCUCGCGUAUUUUUUCAAAAGGAUUUAUGUAACUAUGAAAAAUUCUCUUCCCUCAUGUUCUCUUUCGGUUAAAACAGUGCAAUAUUAACGCUUUUGGAAAAAUUUUCACUAUAGAUCGUAACAUAUUCUUCUUAGCUAGCGUUUCAUUCAAAAAACGCAACAGAUAAUUUUAAAGUGGCUCAGUUUUCGAUUGAAGAGAAAGUAUACAAAGAAAGCCUCUCAAUGUUAGGUAGGUCAUUUGAUAGAACAUUUUGAAAAGUUAUGCGAGAAAUCCACUGACGCUUGGUCAGCUUUAUACCAAAAGCUCAUCCUGGACAGAGAACCCUCGUCAAAAAAUUAAAAUUUCUAUCCUCACACAGAGCAGCUUUAUGUCCACAACACCGAUUCCUCUAAAGAUGUAAAUUUAAUCGGAAUAUGUUCUAUGAAGAGUAAAAUGUAAUCGAGAGUAGAAUUGGACGGUUUUCGCUAGAAAAUAUCCACAAUCGCCUAUAAAACACGCAAUACUUCCAGUAGCGAGGGGAAAGGAAAACAGAAGAAAAACGUGGAAACGCAAAGAAAAUCACAGGGAAGAAGACAAAUAAUGAAGUUGAAACUAUGGAAAGCAAAAAAGAGAGAAAAAUACGAAAGAGACGAAUGCAUUCUCCCAGCGAAGAAGGAUGAGCGAACAACAAGAGAAGUAAACGUACAUCUCUCGCAAACACCACGAGUUGCGAGAGAAGGAGAGAGCGAGAGAAAAAACAAGUCCCAGUGUGGUACGGAGAGGCGGUACGUCUCUUCGCGUGAGCAAAUAAGGAACAGAUCUUACUCGUUUCGUAAAUAUAUACAUAUAUUUUUUAACAUUAGCUUUUCGUGAACAGUUCUCGUCGAUUGUAAUGUUUGUAACUUGUAUAAAUUUAUUUGAUCAUUAUCUAUUGUUUAAGGUGUGCUUGGAGCGUGCGUGAAGGUGAUGCGAUUGGGAGUGAGUGAGAGCGAAAAUGAAUGGAUAACUCGCGGAAGAGAGUCUUUAAGCUACGUUUAAUAGUUUUUUAUACUUUUUAAAACUUACGUACCAAUGUAAGGCAUUAGAUAUACUUUUUUCUUUGUGUGUAGAAGGCGGUAAUCGGUCGGUAAAGUGAUCACCGCCGAACGCUCUAAUAUAUGUAUCAACAAAACACACAUAUACAUAUACAAAACUAGGAGAUAAAAAAAGAAACAAGCAUUACUACAACUACACAUACAUACAUAGGAGUUAUAUCAAUUGAUUUAAUCAUUUUAAACUGUGUUAAUAAUUGUAAUUUGAAAGAAACAACUUGGAAGUAGAAGAAAAAAGCUAAAAUUCUGUGAAUUCUACGGAAACAUCGGAAAAUCAAAAUGGCCAAUGUGAAGGAAAACACGAAAACUAGACAGAGGGACAAGAGGGAAGGAAGGAAACAAAUCUAAAGAGCAACCAAUUUAAUAUAUUUCCGGAAUGGGACUAAAAAAACAAGAUAAUCUGAGACAAAAGAAAACAAAGUAAAAUAGUAAUCAAAAGAGCAGAAAAGUUUUUAAUUUUAAAAAUUAUCUAUAAAACAAUACGAGAGUAAAAUAUAUUCAAAAAAUCGUGAGAAGAUGGCGAAAAAUCCAAGCAAGAGCAAACACAAACGAAGACGAGAAGAAAAAAAAAAUGCAAAAGUUUGUAAAACACAAUAGUAAGUUAAUAGGAAUACAAUAACAAAUUGGAAGUGUGUCAAAAACAACAGAAGCAAGGAAGCGGAAAGAGAAACAAAGGAAGCGAAAGAUUGAGAAUAGAAGAGAACAAACAGAGCAGCUGUGAUACGACGACGACACGAACAACAACAAAAUAAAAGAAGAGAGGUUCCCCGUUCGCUUGCUUGUGUAGCCGAUGCGUUUAGGGUUUCACGCGAGAUUUGGUCCAACUUGUAAGGUAGAAAGAUUAUCAUCAACAAAUUGUAGCUGUGGAAAGUAGGGGCCGCCGCUUUUUUUGUGUAGCUCGAUUGGACAGUUGGGA
Molecule: messenger RNA, 13441 nt
Organism: Aedes aegypti (yellow fever mosquito)
Lineage: Eukaryota; Metazoa; Arthropoda; Insecta; Diptera; Culicidae
Gene: Pi3K21B
Product: phosphatidylinositol 3-kinase regulatory subunit alpha
Exons: 11
Coding region: 1846-5364 (1172 amino acids)
Biological process (GO): signal transduction; regulation of GTPase activity
Molecular function (GO): protein binding; GTPase activator activity
Source: RefSeq, a predicted model, not a curated record